Mycena indigotica is the source of this 1734-nucleotide messenger RNA. RefSeq lists its product as uncharacterized. Gene Ontology annotation, molecular function: phospholipid binding; translation initiation factor binding; inositol hexakisphosphate binding. NCBI's taxonomy places the organism in Eukaryota, Fungi, Basidiomycota, Agaricomycetes, Agaricales, Mycenaceae. The record is from RefSeq and is a predicted model, not a curated record. The coding region runs from base 1 to 1734 and encodes 577 amino acids. Gene Ontology annotation, cellular component: nuclear pore; nuclear pore cytoplasmic filaments; cytoplasm. Gene Ontology annotation, biological process: poly(A)+ mRNA export from nucleus; regulation of translational initiation; regulation of translational termination. The transcript is spliced from 6 exons.
AUGCGCUACAGUGUCCCGCGGUCGCUGUCCCCCUCACCCGUGCGACGAGACCCCCGAGAAAGCAAGGGGCGGUCGACCUACGGCCUCAACCUCGUCAACUACUCUGAUUCAGACGACUCGUCUGACUCUCUGGAGGACACCGACUCUACGUCUGACUCAGAAGUCGAAGCACCUCCAGAGCCUCCACUAUCACCAAGCCACAAACUGAGACCGAAGGCCACGCCUGAGCAGCGGCACGUUGCAGAGACAAUAGCCGCGAUCAGACUUCGCACACGACACCACGACCCUUACGAGGAAUGGGAGAAGCAGACACGGAAGGAUGCAUUCCGCAUUGCUCGGAAAGACCAUGCUGCAUUGCAAUCAAAACUGCUCAGUGAGCGCGACAAGUCUCACACUCAAGAGGAGAGGCGGCUUGCGGCAAUACACACGCGUCAACUCGCCGAAGUGGAGGGGAUGCUGAGCUCGCUGAAGAUCCAACAACAGAAGGAGGAAGACACACUGAAACGAACUUGGGAAGAGCGGGAUAAGGCACUCUGGGCACGGAUAGAUGCUGGAAUCAAGGUCGAAGAGGACAAGGUGCGAGUCAAGCUUGAGGCAGAACGGAAGGUCAGAGAGGAAGCGGAAAGGAAGAGGUUAGAAGAGGAGGCUAGAAAGAAUGCGGAGGAGGAGAGGAAAAGGAAGGAACAAGAAGAAAUAAAACGGGCAGCGGACGAAAAGGAGCGCUUGCGAGUAGAACAGGAAAAAAGGCAACAAGAAGAGGAGAGGAGACGUGCCCAAGAUGAACAGGCCACAGCUGACGGUCGGAAAACUAUUGGACUGACGACUGCUGGCGAGGAUUGGAGGACAGCACGCUCUAUACUUAUGACAAUAAAGAACAACACCAUGAAGCCUAUCAAAACUGACAAGGCCCGUCGGUCCAUGUGGGGAGAGUAUAGACGAAAGAUAACACCCAAGAUCGGGCAAUUAACCAACGACUCUAAUUCCAUCCGCGACAUUACGAUGUUCAUCCAGUCUCAAAUCAUGCUCCCAAAUCCACCACAUCCGCCGAUGUUAUAUACCGGCCUCUGCUCCUCCCUCGCCAAAGCUAUCCUCUUACAAGCCGAAACCGAGGUGACGGCUGAGAAGAAAGCGGCCCUUCCACUUGCGCAAUUAACCCACGCCCUCCUCGAAAAUCUUCCUUCUUUCCCCGAAGUCUUCUUCGCGAAACUCGUCCAGCGCUGUGGCCCGUGGGCUAUUCCGUCAGUACUCCCCACCACAGAUGUGACGGGCGAGCCCUGGAAAGACGACGAUGAACGCGCCAAGGCCAUGGGCUACCGCCGAAGUGUCGAAGACAACGUCCCACGAGAACCGGUGGGCGAAUACAUGCUGCGGGUUGCUGGGAUUAUGCGGGUCUACUUUGCCGUAUUGAAAUUACCACCCAACAAUGGACAACCGCUGAAUCCAUUGUUUCAAAUGCCACGAUUAUGGGUCUGGUUGGCUAGGCUCAUGGGCAGCGAGAGGAUGCUGGAGAGUCCAGUAGCAGCUCAAUUAAUCUAUACUGCGUUGGACGUCCUUGGCUCAUUUGCGCUCCAGGUUUGGGGCCACCAGUGGGUCAAGCUGCUCGAGUUGGUUUACGCUGGAGCGACAGCCGGUUACUCUGCGGAUAACAAACUCAUCGGAGGCUCGUCUGCCGAAGGAAUCGCUGCCCGUAGUCGUCUGAAGAUGGAGGUGGAACGAAUUAUGGCUGGGAGGUGA